UGAAGUGGCUUUUCCGGUGUUGGUAUGAGUUGUGGACGCAAACCUUUUCUGGAGAAAUAAAUUGUGCAGAAAUAGACAUGAUCGCCAGCACAUGAAGACUAGGCGAAUGCUCUUCAGUGUUGUCGUGAAUCUGUGAAAUGUGACCAGAGGUACGUUCCCAGGAUAAUGGGGGAAAGAGCAGGAAGCGCAGACAGCGACGAAGAAAGUAAGGCGGGCAGACGGCACUCCUGCUACUACUCGUCGGACUUUGGGACCCCGCGGUCCUCCUCCGGCCAGUCAUCGCCGCGCAGCCUUUCGCCGGGAAAGGGCAGGGCGAAGAGCCCUAAAAUACAAGCAUCCGUGCGCCCAGUGCAUGUCCAAGCCCCUAGGAAACCAAGCCCGAAGCGCGCACCCAACAGAAAGGGAGUCAGAGUGGGAUUUCGGUCCCAAAGCCUCAACAGAGAGCCACUUUGGAAAGAUCCUGAUCUCGUGACAAAACGAGUGCUCUCUGCAAGACUGCUGAAGAUCAAUACCCUGCAGAAUGAAGUGUCUGAACUCCAGGUCAAGCUUGCCGACUUGCUGAAAGAAAACAAGGCUUUGAAGCGGGUACAGUACAGACAGGAGAAAGUCCUGAAUAGGUUUGGAGAUGCAGAGAAUGAAAUCUCCCAGCUUAUAGUUCGUCACAACAAUGAGAUUACAGCCCUCAAAGAACGCUUAAGAAAAUCUCAAGAGAAAGAACGAGCAACUGAGAAAAGGGUGAAAGAUACGGAGAGUGAGCUGUUCAGGACCAAAUUUUCCUUACAGAAACUGAAGAAGAUCUCUGAAGCUAGACACCUACCAGAAAGAGAUGACCUGGCAAAGAAACUGGUUUCAGCGGAGUCGAAAUUGGAUGACACUGAAAGAAAAAUCAAGGAGCUGUCCAAAAACCUUGAGCUGAGCACUAACAGUUUCCAGCGGCAGCUGCUUGCUGAGAGGAAGAGAGCCUUUGAGGCCCACGAUGAGAACAGAGUUCUUCAGAGAGAGCUACAGCAGCUGCACGACAAAUUAAAGGAAAAAGAGAGAGAACUGGACAUAAAAAACAUAUACUCUAACCGUAUGCCAAAGUCCUCUCCAAAGAAAGAAGAAAAGAAUUCAUCAAGAAAAAACGCUGCGUGCCAGAGUGAUUUUACAGACCUGUGUACCAAAGGAGUACAGACCACCGAAGAGUCUGAACUGGAAGAGUUCCCUGGAAUACCAGAAAUGACUCGGCGUUACAAAGGCAGGUGGGACGAGCCGGAGCAUCUUUCUUUGGACCUGGAAUCCCAAGAGUAUGAUGGGCACAGAGACGCACGGAUUCUCAGCCUGGCUGUGGAAAAGGCAGAACCCAGUGUUCAAGAUGAAGGCCCGCACACUGCAACGCGGGGGGCUGAGAAGCGGGAGGACGAAUGGGAAGGAGAAGAACUUGAUAAAAAGCAAAAAGAAAAGACAUCUUUACUUGAGAGAGAAGAAAAGCCUGAACUGGAAACUGGAAGGUACCAGUUGGGAAUGUAUCAAAUUCAAAAUAUUGAUAAAUUGAAAGAAGAAGAGGAAAGACUUAAGACUGAAAUGCUGCUUGCUAAGCUGAGUGAGAUUGACAGAGAGCUCCAAGAUCCCUGGAAGCUGAAAUACCCUCCUUUGCCACUAAUACCCGAUUCGGAAUCAAAACUGCACUCAGAGAACAGCCCCAAAGCGCACACGUUCUCCGAAUCCCCAGAGAGGUUGUCCAAUGGGCACCCCUUGGGAGACAGAAGUGUUGUACUUCCCAAGGGAGAAGGCCAGAAUCCAGGGACGCUUCGAGCUCCAGCCUCUCCAAGCAAGCUUUCAUUUGGUAGCUAUGUGCCUUCAUUUGCAAAAACCUCAGGCAAGGCAAACCCACUUAGGCAAAAAAGUGGCCUUCGUGACUUUCCAAAACCCAGUGUAGACCCUCUCAGUAAAGACACUAUCGAUUUAACUGCAAGAAAAGAGAAGAAAGCCAACCUGAUGGCGCAGCUGUUUGGCUCCGAUGGCGGCAGUGCCUUCUCCUCCAAGGGCAGUGACACAGGUCCCAUGGCUGCCAGCAGAGGAGGCAGCGAUCCUCCAAAUGUCCUCCCUGGUGAUAAGGUUAAAAGCAGUAGAGACCGGGAACACGAUGAAGACGAAGACUUUUUCCUUGGGGAAGGAAGAAGUUUUAAUACAAAUAAACAGCAAUUAAAACCUGCAGACAACAAGACAGCAGUAAAAGUGGUUGGUUCUGUCGAAGAUGACAUUGAAGAAGUGGCCCUGAGAUGACUGGCCAGAGUUGGCAUCUUUCUCUGACUGUAAAUAUUAAAAUAUGUUAGUAUUUAUUAUAAAAAUUGAGACUUUUUAAUGUUAAAAAGUCCUUAUUAAAAAUGAUUUUUAGUAGCUCAACUGAAAAGAAACAGCAUAUCUGCACUAGGCAUCUUGUUAACCAAGAAUGGAGCAGGCUUUUUUUUUUUUUUUAAUGAAACCAAAUAUAAAGAUAUGGUAGUCAGCUUUCCUGCUGCUGAGACCCAGCACCCAGCACCUGCAUCCUGGAGGAGGAGCAGGAUUAAAUGGGCUCAUGGCUUACGGUGCAGGGGAUUCAGUCCAUGGUCAGAUGGCUCCAGGGUAGCGACAUCAGGUGGAAGGGUAGGGGGAGUUGCUUAAUCCACAGCAGCCAGAGGGUGGAGCAGGAAAAUAGGCAGGGUGGGGGAGUCAGAUGCAGACCCCAAGUCACCCUUCCAGGACCCGACCAGCCACUCCAGAGCGCUGGACUCCAAUUCCCCGGGAGAUUGCCAAGCCAGUGAAACUUCCCCACUGCAGAGGUGUCUCAACCUUCAUUUUGACCUUUUAACUAAUUAAUAUUUUUUUCCUCCUAAACCAGCUGAUGGGGAGGUUAUACUUCACUGGAAGUCACAUGUAUUCCUACUUUUGUCCCUGUUUGGAAAUUUGAAUCUGCAGCUUUAAGACUGAAUUUGCCCUCACACUAAAGAAACAAAGGGUAAUACUGUUGGACUUGUAGGACUUGUUCUAAUGCCACUUGGGAUAAAAGUCUAGAACGGAGCUCCUGCCCUGCUGAGCAGAGUGGACACAGUUCUGUUGAAAUGCAGCGGUUUUCUUUAGAGGUCUAUAGUUUACCUCAGUCAGAAAGGAGUGCGCCAGGAGUGCUUGUCACCAGCCAGGAGAAAACCGCUACAGUGCCACGUGGAGGACAUUGUAUGUCUAGGAGAAUAAAACCACCAGCUAGGCGCUUACUCUGAACUGAGUGGCGUUUUCCAAGAAGUCACCGUAUCUUUCUUCAUUGUAUGAUUUCUGAGGCCGAGCAUACACACUGAGAAGAGUCGUUAUAGAAACUUAUUCAUGAAUGUCAUUCUACAACUAUUUGAUAAGACUUAGGUGGCUAGGUCUUUAAAAAAUGUACCAUCUAUCAUUGUCUAAAUUGUGUUACUUAUAAUUGGGCAUAAUCUCCCCUAAGUGCUAAUAUUAAAAUUUUUUCUUAAAGAGAUUUUUAUAUAUGAUAUUUACUAUGUUACAAUGAUUCUAAUAUAUAUAUAUAAAAUUUGUAAUACAAAUAUUUUUUAAAUAUGUUUCAUUUAAACUGCUAAUUUUUGGUCAAAACUAUUCUGUUUGAAGUUUUAUUUUAAAUGCUUUAAUAAGAGUUUAUAGACAAGUUUUUUAUUCAGGAUAUUUAAUUAGUUGCUUUUUUUCUACCUGAUAAGGUAUCUUUAUCCAGAUGCAACAGACAGAAUUAUUAAAAGCUAAAAUUAAGUUACCGGCAUAAAAGCAUUAUGAUGUUAUUAAAAUUGGAGAUGUACAUGUGCAGAACAGGUUUUUUAAUGAAUAAACCUCAGUGAAUCAUUUUUCUAAAGUUAAUUUAAAUUUAUUUGU
Molecule: messenger RNA, 3864 nt
Organism: Octodon degus (degu)
Lineage: Eukaryota; Metazoa; Chordata; Mammalia; Rodentia; Octodontidae
Gene: Lca5
Product: LCA5, lebercilin
Exons: 7
Coding region: 166-2265 (699 amino acids)
Biological process (GO): intraciliary transport
Cellular component (GO): axoneme
Source: RefSeq, a predicted model, not a curated record